Messenger RNA from Malaya genurostris, 1478 nucleotides. RefSeq names its product abasic site processing protein HMCES. Lineage: Eukaryota; Metazoa; Arthropoda; Insecta; Diptera; Culicidae. Gene Ontology annotation, biological process: DNA damage response. The transcript has 2 exons. The record is from RefSeq and is a predicted model, not a curated record. The coding region runs from base 358 to 1287 and encodes 309 amino acids. Gene Ontology annotation, molecular function: single-stranded DNA binding.
CAAAAAUCAAUUGAAAAAAAAAAUCAAUCAAAUUUAAAAAUCUACUCACUGUUCUGUUAUUUUAAACAUGCAUAAUUUCUCUGCGUGUAUGAGAGUCUGUAUGUUCAAGGAGUGGGAAGAAUUUUUGCACAUUGUUUUGGUGUGUGCUGUUUAGAAAUAGCCAGCAAAGAGAAAACAGAAUUUAUUUUCGAAUUGCUCAUAUGAAGCAUGUUUUUCUUGCUCUUGUAAUUAUGUUUGCAAACUGAACAUUUUUAAAAACCAUCUGAAUUUCUGUGAAAGAAAUGCACAUCAGAGGCUGAAUGCAGAUAUUGUUGCGCACAGUAAAAAAAGAUUAACUUGAUUUAUCGAUACGUAAAAAUGUGUGGACGUACAUGCCUUACUCUUGAUUCAAAGGAAAUUCAAUGCUGCUGUAAAUAUCGAAAAACAUCGCAAAAGAAACCGUUACCACCAGAAUAUCGCAACGAGUUCAAUUGCGGCCGAAAAUAUUUUCCAUCGUAUAAUAUCGCUCCAACAGAUUUAAGUCCGGUUCUUGUCUCGGCGGCGCACUUUAAUGAAGAUACAGAUACUUCUGAACGAAUAAUCGUACCAAUGAUGUGGAGUAUGAUACCACGUUGGCACAAAGGUGAUUACCGAAAACAUGGUUUAACUACAAACAACUGUCGACUAGAAAAUUUAGCCAUGUCCAAACUUUACGGCUUUCCAUUACAUUCUGGAUACCGAUGCGUAAUUCUUUGCGAAGGGUUCUAUGAAUGGCAAACUACAAAAGAACUGAAAGCAUCUGAACGACCUGCAUUUUUUAUUCACAUGCCUCAGAAUGAAAACGUGAAAAUGUAUGAUAAAUCUACAUGGAAUUUCAAUGAAGGUGGAAUAACUCUACUCAAGAUGGCAGGACUUUUUGACAUAUGGGAAGAUGAGAACGGAGACAAACUAUAUAGUUAUACAGUAAUCACACUUGAAUCUAACAGAAAAUUUUCCGAAAUUCAUCAUCGCAUUCCCGCAAUACUGGAAACGGAAGAGGAAAUUAGCCAGUGGCUUGAUUUCCGGAGAAUUGGUGUAAAUCGUGCUCUUAAUUUAUUGAAACCAAGCGAAUCGAUUCAAUGGUACUCUGUCUCGAACAUUGAAAACAAUUCAAGAAACAAAUCUGAUCAAUGCAACAAACCUAGUAAGGAUAUUAAUUUUUCAAAAAAUAAUUUAAUGCGGAACUGGCUACUUAUUAAAAAACGUAGUAAUGAGAAUUUUGAUGUCGAUGAGGGAUCUUCGAGUGAAACUAAGAUAAAAAAAAUUUAAUCAAAUUUCAUCAGGAAACUUUUUAUAUAUUGUUCAACUGUUACGGAUUUUCGCCGGCUAAGUUAGGAAACUGAUAAAGCCUGUUAUUUUUGCAAUACGACGAAAUUUAAAUAGGAUUACUGACUAAAGCAUCUGAUUGUAAGCUUUUGCGUGAAAUAAAGUGUAAUGGCAGAUGUUGUAUAGAUUGAGAA